Molecule: messenger RNA, 468 nt
Organism: Suillus subaureus
Lineage: Eukaryota; Fungi; Basidiomycota; Agaricomycetes; Boletales; Suillaceae
Exons: 1
Source: RefSeq, a predicted model, not a curated record
UGGGUGAGGCUGGCCCAGGUCACUGUCAAAGGUGCUCAAUAUAACUCCUGUGAAUAUCAGCCCCACCUGAAAUGUUUGGAUGGGACCCAGGUUGAACUCCUUAAAUACAUCCACACCUUACUGGAUGACCCAGAAAAGAAUCAACUCAUUUGGCUGCAUGGCACAGCUGGUGUCAGAAAGUCUGCCAUUGCAUUUACAGUUGCUGAAAAUAUGAGAGGUCUAAAAGUGACAGAGGAGACAAAUGUCAAAAAGUGGCUAGUGGGAACAUUCUUUUUCUUGCACAAGCACACCAAGUGCUGCACAGCUGGAUAUUUCUUUACAAUGCUUGUCUACCAGCUUGCCACCAAUUUUCCAAGUAUCCAGCAGGAUGUGAACAGAGUGAUCCAUAACAAUCCUGCUCUGCUAGACACAGACAUGCCUCUUUGUGACCAGAUGGAGGCUCUCUUUCUCCAACCUCUCCAGAAACUU